AUGAGUGGCAUACAGAGAUUCUAUUGCAACCAUCACGGGUGUGACAAGAGCUUUCAGAGGCGAGAGCACUUGAAGAGACAUUCUCUGAAUCACACCAACCAGACAAUUCUGUGUCCCCGCUGCCAAAAGGUAUUCUACCGAAACGACCUUUUGCAGCGGCAUUUGAUUCUCAAACACGGCAUUCGCAAGAGCUCCCCCAACCAUGGAACUGCAUCAGAUAAAUCUCCUGGUCAGUCAGACGCUGGUUCUAAUUCUACAGCGGAGCACAUUUCAUCCGAGAGACAGGACCCCGACCACAACAUGAGUGUGCAGGAAAUGAAUGAUAGCAUGGAUCAUCAUAUUCAGCCUAACCAACAACAAAAUCUUGCUUUAGUUCCAGAUCAGGGACAAAGUAGUCAUCAUUCUGGAGGAUGUUCUUAUCAGACACCACCCAGCUAUGAAAGAGCUCCUAUAUUGUCGGUGCCUAGUAUUGGCCGUACGACAGCAUUACCUUCAGCGCCGCCGGAAUGCCCGGAUGGGUUUGAUAUUGGAAACUUUUCGAUUCAGUCAGCCAACGCUACCCCUCACAUGGACUGGCUAUUUCAACUCCAGCCGGAAUUCCCUUCUGGAGUUGUCCCGGGUCAGCCAAAUGCGCAUACGGUUCAGCCCCUACAGCCAGCUAUACCCACCUUUGGACCGUCUACGAUCAAUAACCCCACGCAGCUAGACUUUGAAAUGUAUACGAAUCUCCUUUCUCAUGUCCCGACUAGAGCUGAAUUCUCGUUUCUAAUUGCGACCCCAGAAUUGGCCUCUCGUCUCAUAGAAAAUGCCAUUGCACAUUUAAACUUAUUCGCGCCAUUUUUCCACAGCCACACACGGAAUAUCAACUUUCUCCCGACAGAUAUGUGUGCUUCUUUGUUAGCCAUUGGCCUAUUGAUAUCUCAUUAUAAGGGUGCACAUGAGUUGGGUUGCAUAUUGCUACCGCAGCUGCGAGCGUCAAUCCUUAAAUUGAUUAACAAACCAAUAGGAUACCCACAAAUGUGGAUUCUCGAGACGAUGUUCCUUGUCGAGUAUGCAGGCAUGUUUUUCGGGGACCGCGCAGACGUUGAAGCGAGUGAUAUUAUACACGGAGCUGUUGUAGCCAUUGGACGACGACUUCGGAUCGCUCAGUCCGUGAAGCUCUCAUCUGCUGUCUCACCAGAUCCUUCCCUUCAGCAGACAUGGUACGAUUGGGCCAAAAAAGAGUCGCUUAACAGACUCGCAUACUGCAUAUUCAUGAGCGAUGUUCAACAUGCUGUAUUUUUCGGGCAUGUCCGACCAGUGUCUUCUCCACUUGGGAUCACUCUCGAACUCCCAUGUGAUGAUGCAUUGUGGAAUGCCCCAAGUGCUGAAGAAUGGGAAAUCCGGUUGAGAGAGUCAAAUUCGUCUUCAAUCAAAUUCAACGAGAUCUAUCAUUCUCUAACGCUGAACGAGACUCACAAUCUAAAAGCACUUUCCUCAAAAAUCUACUCCAACUUUCUGCUUCUGACUGCAUUUUCAUCUCUCGCUUUAUCCGCUAAAAAGCAAACAAAGGACCCAUUUUGGAAUGCUAGUCAAGCGGAAAAUUGUGUGAAAUUCGCUCAAGAUACUUUGUACGGCAUUAUCACCCUCCAUCCUUCCUGCACACUUCGGACUAGCUCUCACAUGACUUAUCACCUAACCGCAAUUUCUCUCUGUACCACCCUUGACCACCUUGAAACUGCUACGAAUGUCGGCUACUCCAGAGCUGGCACAACUCCUGCAGAAGAGACUCGUCUUGCAACCAUGAGACUGCUCACCCGCGAAAAAGUCACCACUGAAGCUGCCAACCACGCUGUCGAGCUAUUACGCCUUUACGUUGGACAGCGAUCUUCCUCUCCGAACCAAAACCCCAACCCCUUCGAUGGAGUGCUUGAGUCCUCGCCAUUUGAGACAACCGCGCUGUACUUUGGGGUGCUGACGCUAUGGGCCUAUUUGUAUUCCCAGGGCUUUGAUUCGGAAACUUCAACCUACUCUUUCUCUCAACCGGAACAAAGAGGAAUGGUGCCAAUUUUGGACGAUCUUUCAACUGCAAUUAAUGCUGGAGAUAUGCACGGCUGCGUGAAAUUCUGGAGAGAGAUUGUUCCGCCGGUUACAUUACGUUUGACGGAGAAAAAGGGUGCCAAUGCUAGGGAAUACGCUACGGUGUUGAAGAAUUUGGCGGCUUCUUUAGUUUGA
Molecule: messenger RNA, 2214 nt
Organism: Talaromyces proteolyticus
Lineage: Eukaryota; Fungi; Ascomycota; Eurotiomycetes; Eurotiales; Trichocomaceae
Product: fungal-specific transcription factor domain-containing protein
Exons: 8
Coding region: 1-2214 (737 amino acids)
Biological process (GO): regulation of transcription by RNA polymerase II; DNA-templated transcription
Cellular component (GO): chromatin
Molecular function (GO): DNA-binding transcription factor activity, RNA polymerase II-specific; zinc ion binding; RNA polymerase II cis-regulatory region sequence-specific DNA binding
Source: RefSeq, a predicted model, not a curated record